AUGUCAUCCGAGAGACUCAAUCCCGCAGGCUCAAUGCAGAAUCAAAGUGUCAUGUCUCUCAUUCGUGAGACUGAAGGCGACGUCCAGGCUUGGUGUGCCAAUAGGAGCCGUCAAGGUCCUAGAGACUGGGCUGCUGAGGGCAUGAAAGACAUCAUCGAUCAGGUCAUCACGCCAGAGAAUCGUGAGUGGUAUUACGAGACGAUGGCCAAACUCGACAAGCGCCGUCAACAUGAUCAACAGAGCCUCAGUUGCACCGCUACGAGCUCUGGAACGAGUGGUCGGUCUUUCACAGCUAGUCGUGGUCAUUCCAGAAACCCCAGCAUUGAAGAGUAUCUCAACAAGCCACUUCCUCCUCUGCCGCAGCAACCUUACUUUGAGUACAUGUUUGCGGAUGCUGGCGUUGAAGAAAAGAAGUCCAAGGAUACAGUCACAGCACCUGUCCGGGUUGAAGAGGAGCUUCCACGCAAAGCUUUCACAUCCGCGUCGACUUCGUCGGACUCGAGUCUCGGUCUGGACAGUGCUGAACUCGCUCAAUUCGCAUUUGCGCAGGCGGGUGUGGAUAUUUUGACCAGUGAAGCCGACAAUCGCAGUGAAGCUCACGUCUCUGCUUGUGACGCCACGGUAUACGGGGUACAGCAACCCUCAUAUCUCCCAGAAGGAGAGCCUAUGCAAUUUGAAUUUACCCAGACUCGAGACCAGCCAAGAUACAAAGGCAUCAUUGAGCCCAAGUCUCAGAAGUCGAAGUCGAAGGUCUCCUUGCGAAAAUGUCAACCUUGCAAUGCUGCCUCUCAGAGAAACAUCACCGCUCCAGCUGUUCAGCCUCUGAGCCCAAAUACGGUUCAGAAGUACAACAAGCGCGGUGCCCGAGACUCCUUCCUCACCAAAUCAACCGUCAAUGACAACAGAGAUGACUAUGAUGUCAAACUGCUUUCUACCAAGAAGGUCUGCGUCGAGGAGCAGCGCCACAGCCGUAAUGUGCGAAGCAUGCGAGCUUCGUCCGUCUACAGCAACAUUACCGCGUCAAGCUCUUCGUACAGCGUGAACAGCAUUGAUGGUGAUCUUGCUCUCCCCCCUCAGCGCAAACGUCUCACAAACGCCCCCACGGGCUACCCGGGCCAGUUCCCGAGCUACGAAUCGAAGUUUCUUCACUGCCGUGCUUCUGGCAUCUCAAGCCCACGAUUACACCUCACCUGCGGUGACCCAUUACAUCCCAACAACCAGUUCACACACACCAACUUCGUGGCCGACCCAACAUGGCCGUCCAAGAACUACACGAAAGAAGACCUCGAGCGGUUCCCCAUGCGCAAUGCCGCCCUGUCCCACGCCUACCGUCUAACCGUCCGCGCUGCCAAGAUCCUGACCCGCACCGAGUCUGAAGCAAACCUGCGUCGCGAAGUCCAACGCGAGUGUGCCUCUGCCCGCCUCGAGGGCGUCGCUGUCGGCCAGUACCGCUACUACCAAGGCCAUAUGAGCAUGGAGGAGUACAAGGCCGCCAGAGUCUGUAUCUGCUGGGACUCGUGCUGGUGUUCCAAGCUGUGCACCAUCUACGGCGAUGUCCUGUGCCCUUGCACGGAUUGGAUCGUGUUGAACAAUCACUGA
Molecule: messenger RNA, 1599 nt
Organism: Capronia coronata CBS 617.96
Lineage: Eukaryota; Fungi; Ascomycota; Eurotiomycetes; Chaetothyriales; Herpotrichiellaceae
Exons: 6
Coding region: 1-1599 (532 amino acids)
Source: RefSeq, a predicted model, not a curated record